AUGAACACUGCCAUAUCAUAUAUCUCGGACACGUACUUCCGGUGGUAGCGGAAGCACCCGCUUCACGUCCAUUAAAAGCUAAAUUGAUGGCUUUUCUAUAAAAUACUGUCAAAUGUUGAAGAACCGCGGAGUAAUGACCGUUUUCCAGUAACAAAUGAUGAUUUGUGUCGAACAAAAAGGCGGCGAGCAGCAGACGUGAGCGGACAUUGGAGCUGAAUCUCCCGAAUGAAGGGGAGGAGGCUCAACAUGGAGGACUGCUUGCACACUUCCUCUGACAACCUCGCUAAACUGGUGAAAUGGGCCCACAGCCACGGGACGAUCUGCACUUUGAUUCCCAACCUCAAACACAUGCUGAACGAGGGCUCUCACGGGACCCUUACGGCCCUGUGGGGCUGCAGCGCCGGUCAUGCCUACCACUGGCCCCUCAACACCACCUGCAAAACUGGAAACAAGGAGCGCAUGUGUUUCCAGGAAAGCCGGACCAUCAACACGGACACUAUGAUUCAGGGCGCCGCCGUCAUGCAAAACUCCUCAGCAGAUCGAUUCCUCGGGAAAAAAAACAAGGGCGAUUCCAAUCAGAUCCACGACUCUUGCGAUAUUUCCAACUGCAGUGAACCUUCGGAAAUGGACGAUAAUGGCGAGGAGUAUAACAACAACUUGUACGACAUAGUCUGCGAAUCAUCGGCAACCGAUGAAGACGGUGAUUCUGAGUUCAAUCACACGCCAAAUGUCUCGCAAAGAAAAAGACACGGAAAAGGGCCGGGACAUGAGGAUAGUAUCGACCCCUCCUUGAAGAAAAUCAAACAAGAAAGAGGCGAAGACUACUACAGUUUGGCCAAUCCACAGAUUCCCAGCAGUUCGGAGAUAAACCGCUCUACCGAGUUGCCCAAACCGAACCUCCAGAGCACACCUUUGAUGUCCCAGAAACCUUCUUCCAUAGAUGGAGACUCAAUGGGGGUGUCUUCAUCUCCAUUGGACAGUUCUCCUACUUCCAUGAUCAAGCCCCUGCGCGCACCUUUCCAUGUUACACAAAAUAAAGUGCACAUAAACUCUAAUCCAGCGUGCAGUCAGAGUUUGCCCACUUUACCUCAUCCUGGUCGGAUUGAUGCUAUGGGUGUCCUGCACAGAGAUGAAUAUCCCAGACCGUCUUUGUCUUACGGAGAGGCUUCGAUUGGCGCAAACCCAGAAAUGGAUCUUCUAGCAGCACAGGCACUUGGUACAGAAGCGAGAGCAGACAACACAGUUUCUCCAGCUGUGUAUGAAAUAGAGAGACUGAAAGCACUACUGCAGGCUGAGAGAAGCAAAAGUGAGUUGAUGGGUGAAACCAUCAGCAGCCUGAGGCAAGACAAAGAGCUUCUUCAACAGGAACUCACCAAGAAAGCUGAACUCAUCUGUGACUUCCUGCAGGACCAACUGCGCCCAGAUAAAAGAAGGACACUUUCAUCAAGUCAAAUAGAGGCAGGUAGUUCUCAUCAGAUUGUUACCUCCAUUCCUGAAGAGGGUGCUGCGUUCGACUCUCCUGCCCUUUUCGACUCUUUUGAGGAAGUAGAGCUUCAUCCACUGGAAAGGCAGAGGAGCAUCAAGAUUUCCUCAAAGAGAAGCAGAGAUGGCGAGAACACUCGUGUCCGAAUGAAAAACGUUGUGGGGGUUAUUGCACGAUAUAUGGCAGCUCUGCAAGAGUUCCGACGUAGCGUCUCCAUGAAAGUGGCUUUUGACAGAGUCGGUGUGGACCGCAACACCAUUUCCAGGACGGCGGCUAUUGCGGAGCUCAGUUUGGCAGCCCCUGAAAUCUUCCACGCUCUUCCACCAUGGGACGAAAAGGAGGAAACGUUGGCACAUUACGCUAUCAGGUGUCGACAGGCCAUGGAUGACAGCAUUAAAGCCAAGAUUAAAAACAUGAAAGCUAAAGGAGAACUUCUACCAAUCGUCAGCAAAUAAAGUAAAACGUUUAUGUUUACCUUCUCGAAUUUCCAGUGGAUGUGACCACUCUAAUUGAACACUAUUCCAGGUCUGGCCUUGAUUUUUAUUGUUGCCAUGCUCAAUCACAAAGUGAUUAGUGCAUGGCAGCAUAGUUGUUGGUACAUGUUCAAGCAGUUGUUGUGUUGGUCUUCUUGACUUGUAAAUUAAAUAAAACUGUUGUUUUGUAUGCCUUACAGUGUCAUUUUGCCUGACCAGUAUUUAUUUCGGUGUUAAACAUUCCGUAUGAUUGCAUGCUUAUUUCUAUCACAAACUACAGUGAGUCUUUGUACUUUUUACUACGCCACCUCUUCCUUUCUAAAUGUCAGAUUAGUGUUGUGUAAUAAGAUUGCAAAGACUGUGAAAAAUAGGUGUGUAAUUAUCUUACACUGCACAGCGGGUCCAAUGAUUAUAAUGUGAGUAAUAAAUAUAACAUCAAUGU
Molecule: messenger RNA, 2398 nt
Organism: Danio aesculapii
Lineage: Eukaryota; Metazoa; Chordata; Actinopteri; Cypriniformes; Danionidae
Source: RefSeq, a predicted model, not a curated record